Molecule: messenger RNA, 1047 nt
Organism: Venustampulla echinocandica
Lineage: Eukaryota; Fungi; Ascomycota; Leotiomycetes; Helotiales; Pleuroascaceae
Exons: 1
Coding region: 1-1047 (348 amino acids)
Source: RefSeq, a predicted model, not a curated record
AUGGCAUUCACAGCACCGACUAGAGCCCCCUUAGCAAACACGCACUGUGGGGUUUGCUCCAGCACGCAAAACCUCCUCCGCUGUACUGGCUGCAAAGUAAUGCACUACUGUAGUCGUGAGCACCAAGUUGCCCACCGCCACGAUCACAAAGCUGGUUGCAAAGGAGUAGCAAAGGCCACCCGGCGAGCCGACCACGAGGAAGAGAAACUGCGCAACUUACCGCCUAAUAUGUUCGUCCCGCCAGAUGUCUUCGAGAACCAGGUCGGCUCCUUCUGGGGCAUACUCGAAACCCGUGACUAUAUGCGUGCACGGUUUGCGAUUGUGAAAGAGCUGGAGGAGACUCAGACGAGGAGCUCGGUACAGUCGCAACUGGAUGUUAUUAUGGAUUUAUUGAGGCUUAAUCGGAGUGAUAAUAUGGGAGCAAGGGACAUGGUACCGGCACUGAUGUUGAGGUUGGGCAAGGAUCAAGAGUGUUAUGAUUUUCUCAAGUGGUGGUGCACGACUGCAGAUGAAGCCGACUACGACUGGGGAGAUAUGAGUGAACCCUAUAUGGAUAUACGAAAUGCAGAUGUCUUCGAGGGCGUUGAACAUCAAUGCCAAAGGUAUGCCAGCCUCUCUCAUACUGUUGCGGCCACGCUGCUCAAGAUCAAGAUAUUGCUGAACUUUCAGUCAUUAAGGGCUUCUUAUGCACUGGGCGAAACAGUGGCACCUGAGAUCGUUCACUCUAUCCAAGCUCAUGUCCCCCGCAGCCCCACCGUGGCAGCGAAUAUGAAGAUCAUAGGACAUAGGGACCGUAUAGAAGAGCUUGAUCAGAGGCUGAAGGUACAGGUAAAGAAGGUGUACAAGGCGGCUGACAAUUUGAAUGAAUACUUUUGGCCUCAUCUUCUCAAUCCCGGUCACCACUUGACGGCUUUGCCUGAGGCUUAUUCGCCGGGCAGCAUGGAGGAGAUGGAACUGGCCUUGAAAUACUCUUAUAAUUCAUGGGUCGAGAUUCCAGGCGCUAUUGAUAUGAUCAAGACCAUUCGGGCGGCGAUCCCGAAAUCCUGA